Molecule: messenger RNA, 4126 nt
Organism: Harpia harpyja (harpy eagle)
Lineage: Eukaryota; Metazoa; Chordata; Aves; Accipitriformes; Accipitridae
Gene: MASP1
Product: MBL associated serine protease 1
Exons: 11
Coding region: 20-2428 (802 amino acids)
Biological process (GO): zymogen activation; complement activation
Cellular component (GO): blood microparticle; extracellular region
Molecular function (GO): calcium ion binding; serine-type endopeptidase activity
Source: RefSeq, a predicted model, not a curated record
UGCCUGCGUGCCUGUGGGGAUGUGGGGAACGGUUGCAGGCAGGGGAAGGCGUGACCUGCAUGGAAAAUGCCAGACAACUCCAGACGCACACACACAUAGGCGCACACACACUCACAAAUCUCCGGACAGAGAUAAGGCGGACAGCGGAGCGUUUGGAAGGAGGCAAAGCCGUCCCCCGCAAACCAACCAGCGAUCCUCCGCGCCAAACCCGCCGGCAAACCCUCCCGGCAGCAAAAUGAGGUACCCCCUGACCUGGUCCUUUUGUGCCUUGCUACUCUCCGCGGCAGAUGCCAUCGAGCUGACGGACAUGUUUGGGGAGAUCCAGUCUCCCAACUUCCCUGAUUCCUAUCCCAGUGACUCGGAAGUGACGUGGAACAUCUCUGUGCCCGACGGAUUUAAAAUCAAGCUGUACUUCAUGCAUUUUGACUUGGAGUCAUCCUACCUCUGUGAAUACGACUAUGUGAAGAUUCAAGCUGAGGACCAGGAGCUGGCAACCUUCUGCGGCAGGGAGACGACAGACACAGAGCAGGCUCCUGGCCAGCAAGUGAUCCUGUCCCCAGGGCCCUACAUGGGGCUCACAUUCAGGUCUGACUUCUCCAACGAGGAACGCUUCACUGGCUUCGAUGCCCAUUACACUGCCGUGGAUGUGGAUGAGUGCCUGGAGAAAAGUGACGAGGAGCUGGCAUGUGACCACUACUGCCACAACUACAUCGGCGGGUACUACUGCUCCUGCAGGUUCGGCUACAUCCUCCACUCUGACAACAGGACCUGCAAAGUGGAGUGCAGCGACAAUCUCUACACCCAGAGGAGCGGGGUGGUCACCAGUGCCGACUUCCCCAGCCCCUACCCCAAAAGCUCGGACUGCCUGUACCGCAUCGAGCUGGAGGAGGGUUUCUUCAUCACCCUGAGCUUCGAGGACAGCUUCGACGUGGAAGACCACCCGGAGGUGACCUGUCCUUAUGACUACAUCAAGAUCAAAGCUGGACAUAGGGAGUUUGGCCCUUUCUGUGGAGAGAAGUCCCCAGGACGCAUUGAAACCCAAACCAACAGUGUGCAGAUCCUCUUCCACAGUGACAACUCGGGAGAGAACAGGGGCUGGAAGCUGGCGUACACAGCAAUUGGAAACCCAUGCCCACUUGUGCAACCACCGAUCAAUGGGAAAAUUGAGCCUUCCCAAGCCAAGUACACCUUCAAAGACCAGGUUGUCAUCAGCUGCAACACUGGAUAUAAAGUACUGAAGGAUAACCUGGAAAGCGACUCCUUCCAGAUCGAGUGUCUAAAGGACGGGACAUGGAGUAACAAGAUCCCCAUCUGCAAAAUUGCUGACUGCAAAGCGCCGCUGGAUCUGGAGCAUGGCUUUGUCACCUUCUCCUCCAGGAACAACCUGACCACCUAUCGAGCAGCCAUCCAGUACCACUGCCAGCACCCCUACUACCACAUGGCCCCCAACAGCACCGCCACCUACACGUGCGAUGCAUCAGGGGUAUGGAGGAGUGAGGAGCUGGGGACCAAGCUGCCAUCCUGCCGACCAGUGUGCGGCCGGCCAGCUCGUCCUCUACCUGGGAUCAUCAAGCGCAUCAUUGGUGGGCGAAACGCAGAGCCCGGCUUCUUCCCCUGGCAGGCCCUGAUUGUGGUGGAGGACAUGUCCCGGGUACCCAAUGACAAAUGGUUUGGCAGUGGGGCCCUGCUCUCAGACUCCUGGGUGCUGACAGCCGCCCACGUGCUCCGCUCCCAGCGGCGAGACAAGACCGUCAUCCCUGUCUCCAAGGAGCACGUCACUGUCUACCUGGCCCUUCACGAUGUGAGGAACAAGAUGGAGGCCGUCAACCGGACAGUGGAGAAGAUCAUCCUCCAUGAGGAGUUUGACAUCCAGAACUACAACCAUGACAUCGCUCUGGUCAAGCUGAAGGAGAAGGUGACCAUGGGGAAUUAUGUCAUGCCUGUCUGCCUGCCCCAGUUUGAGCACGAGCUGGAGGGGCCUCACCCCAACACGCUGGGGCUGGUGGCUGGCUGGGGUAUCUCCAAUCCCAACAUCACGGUGGACGAGAUCAUCAGCUCGGGCAUGAGGACACUGUCCGACAUCCUGCAGUACGUGAAACUGCCGGUGGUGCUGCAUGCGGAGUGCAAGACCAGCUACGAGUCACGGUCAGGGAACUACAGCGUGACCGAGAACAUGUUCUGCGCUGGCUACUACGAAGGUGGGAAGGACACUUGCUUGGGAGACAGCGGGGGAGCCUUUGUCAUCCAGGACCCGGGAACCCGGAGGUGGGUGGCCCAAGGGCUGGUCUCAUGGGGUGGCCCAGAGGAGUGCGGCAGCAAGCAGGUGUACGGUGUGUACACCAAAGUCUCUAACUAUGUGGACUGGGUGGAGAAGAAAACAGGCUCCUCAGAGAGGUGGACAUUUCUGGACCCAGAGCUGGAGAGUUGAGUGACUAAUCAGCCUGCUGCCGCAGCUCCCUUUCUUGUUGUUGUUGUUGUUAAUGUACUCCAGACUCUGUUCUUUCGCAAGCCGUAGCCACGAUGCUCAGCACACGCCAGGCCUUUGCCAGCCCUCCACGUCAUUUGUUUCGCUUGGUCCCGCAUCCCUUCUCUUGCGCUCUUAGGAAAUGCUUGCUAGGGACCUGGGGGAAGGGAGCGAAGGGCAAGAGCUCAGCUGGCAUCCUCAGCUUGUGCUGCCCAUCUCCAAGCCUCCACACUCCCGGGAGCCUCCCUCCAAGCCAGGACAAAGGCACAGCGAUGGAGGCAGCAUUUCCCUGUCACCAAAGAUUUGGGCCGUGCACAGAGAAUUGCCCUCACCCCCGGGGCUCUCCAGCCAGAUCUUCCCAUCAGAGGAUGCAACUGCAGGAGCUACAGAGGCUACGGAGAGGGCAGGUAACCCAGCUGGGCAGGCCUGGACCUCACAGGUCCCCCACGCUGUGGAACACCUUUUCUGUGCGAGGAGUAGUGAGAGACCCCUGAGGGUUUACUAUUAUUUUUAUUUGCAAACAAACAUCCCUGCCUGAUGGCAUCUCAGGUGAUGUCCACCUGGCCCUGGGGAUGUGAGGAUGCAUCCACAUUGGCCCUAAACUUCAGCUAUGGCUGGAAAGCUAAUGGCUGCCAAGACGGCACCAAUCCAAAUGGGCUACCCUUACCCCACCGUGUGGGAUGGGUGCCCCACAGAUGACACAAGGACAGGGAGCAGGGUUUGGACUGAGUGUCACCAUCACCUCCAGCCACCAAAACUUCUCUGACCCUCCAUCACCUCAAGCCCUUUCCAGUCCUCUGCCCAGACUAGCUCCUGGAAUGGUUUCCAGCCACAGUGGACCUCCCAAGGAAAGUUUUCCGACACACAAGACAGCAUCACAUCUGCUGUACCUAAGCAAUACUUAUUUUCAGCAGAAUAAUUCCAGAUAAAAUGCCCUUCCUUGGGGUUUCACCUCUUCUUUAGGGGCCUGGGUAGUCCUGCAUGGCAGUGUAUUUAUUCUUGCAUGAACUUAGUCCCUUUUAACUGCCUUUAAGGCCAUUGAUUUGGCUGAUUGACAGGUUACUGAUGGUGUUCAUGGCUCCCCUGGCCUAUUGCAGGUGUCCAAGUCAUUCUAGACUGACCCCAACUCACCUAACACACCAGAAGUAUUCAUGUCUCCCCAGCCUCCCUCCAUGGCCCAUGCAGACAAGUAAGCCCCACCAAGGAACAAGGUCAGGUGAGCUUGUCUUCCUUCAGCAGGGACAUCAUCUCCUUCACUUGCCAGCAAAGCCCUCCUAUAGCUGUAAGCAACAUGCAAAAACUGCCUGCUGUCGUCUCUGCAUGCCUGUAGCCUCCUUUGGGCCUGUCCUCCGCCUCCUCCUUUGGUUUUGCCAUGCAAGGAAAGAGUCAACAGUGAAUGAACUACUCUGCCAUUUUGCUAUCGUCCAAAAAGCCAUUUGUAGAGCACGUAGAGGAGCAGAAGGCCUAAGGAAGUUCAAAUUUGCAGACACGCUAAGAACUGUACUCUUAGUUAUGUCCUGUAACUGCAAGGUAUUUUUAUAUAUAUAUAUAUAUAUAUAUUUCUUUUUUGAUACUACAUUCUGUAAAAUAUCCAAUGUCAUGUAAGGAUGGUUCUGUGUAAUCUUCCUCCUGAGAACAAAAUAAAACUUUGAUAUAUAGUGA